GACGUGGGGUUCCCGCUCAGCAGGGCCGACCACGUGACCCCACCCCCCUGGCUGCCGCCACGCCCCGCCGCUCAAUCAGCCUCCGCACAGGAAGCUGAGCCCCGGCAGCUCGCGGCUGGGUUUUGAAAGUCAUCUUUCCUCAGGCUGGUGCUCGCUCCCCCGCCGCCCAGCCUCUCGCCGUCCCCCAGCGGCAUGGCCGAGCAGGAGAGCCUGGAGUUCGGCAAGGCCGACUUUGUCCUCCUGGACCAGGUGACCAUGGAGCACUUCAUGGAGAACCUGAAGCUGAGGUUCGAGAUGGGGCGAAUUUACACCUACAUCGGUGAGGUGGUGGUCUCCAUGAACCCCUACAAGCAGACGCAGCUCUACGGGAAGGACGUGAUCGAGCAGUACCAGGGCCGGGAGCUGUACGAGCGGCCGCCGCACCUCUAUGCCGUGGCCGACGCCGCCUACAAGGCCAUGAAACGCCGAGCCAAAGACACCUGCAUCGUCAUCUCAGGGGAGAGUGGUGCUGGGAAGACGGAAGCUAGUAAAUACAUCAUGCAGUACAUUGCGGCCAUCACUAACCCCAGCCAGAGGGAAGAGGUGGAGAGGGUGAAGAACGUGCUGCUCAAGUCCAACUGCGUCCUGGAGGCCUUCGGCAAUGCCAAGACCAACCGCAAUGACAACUCCAGCCGCUUCGGCAAAUACAUGGACAUCAACUUCGACUUCAAGGGGGACCCCACCGGUGGCCAUAUCAACAACUACCUCCUGGAGAAGUCUCGCAUCCUCCACCAGCAGCCAGGCGAGAGGAACUUCCACUCCUUCUACCAGCUGCUUCUCGGGACCUCGGACGCUCAGCUGGCCUCCCUCCAUCUCUGCAGAGACCCUGCAGCCUACCGCUUCACCAGCGAGGGCGCCAGCAACAACCUGCUGGCCAGUGAUCAGUCCAACUUCAAGGCUGUGGCAGAUGCCAUGAAGGUGAUCGGCUUCAGCCCGGAGGAGAUUGACUCGGUCUACAAGAUCCUAGCUACUAUUUUACACCUGGGCAACGUGAGCUUCAUCGCCGAGGGAGAUGCCGUGGAGAUAGAGAACAGGGAGCUGGUCUCCCAGCUGGCGGAGCUGACCUCCACCCGGCCGGAGAGCCUGCUGAGAACCCUGCUGUACCGUGCAGUGGCCACGGGCGGCGGGGAGGUCAUCGAGAAGGGUCACAGCGCCAAGGAAGCCAACUAUGCCAGGGACGCCUGCGCCAAGGCCAUCUACGAGCGGCUUUUCUGCUGGAUCGUGGGGCGCAUCAACACCGUCAUCGAGGUGAAGAACUACGACGCCCGGCUCCACGGCAAGAACACCGUCAUCGCCGUGCUGGACAUCUACGGCUUCGAGAUCUUCAAAAGCAACAGCUUCGAGCAGUUUUGCAUCAAUUACUGUAACGAGAAGCUGCAGCAGCUGUUCAUCGAGCUGAUCCUGAGGCAGGAGCAGGAGGAGUAUCAGCGGGAAGGCAUUGAAUGGCAGCAUAUCGAGUACUUCAACAACCAGAUCAUCGUGGACCUGGUGGAGCAGCCGCACAAGGGCAUCAUCUCCAUCCUGGAUGAGGCCUGCCUGACCGGGGGCCAGGUCACCGACGCCAUGUUCCUGGAGUCCAUGAACACCAAGCUGGGCAAGCACCCGCACUACGCCAGCCGCAAGCUCUGCACCACCGACAAAUCCAUGGAGUUCGGCCGGGAUUUCCGCAUCAAGCACUACGCCGGGAACGUCACGUACUCGGUGGAGGGGUUUAUCGACAAGAACAAGGACACCCUCUUCCAAGAUUUCAAGCGGCUGAUGUACAACAGCACGGACCCUGUCCUAAGGGACAUGUGGCCAGAGGGCGAGGUCAGCAUCACCGAGGUGACCAAGCGCCCCCUGACGGCUGCCACCCUCUUCAAGAACUCCAUGGUGGCGCUGGUGGAGAACCUGGCCUCCAAGGAGCCGUACUACGUGCGCUGCAUCAAGCCCAACGACCAGAAGUCGCCGCUGCUCUUCGACGCCGAGCGCUGCCGCCACCAGGUGGAGUAUCUGGGCCUGCUGGAGAACGUGCGGGUCCGGCGGGCCGGCUUCGCCUACCGGCAGCCCUACGGCCGCUUCCUGCUCAGGUAUAAGAUGACCUGCGAGUACACGUGGCCCAACCACCUCAUGCCCACGGACCAGGAGGCCACACAGGCCCUCAUCAACCAGCACGGCUUCCAGGAUGACGUGGCCUAUGGCCACACCAAGCUCUUCAUCCGCAUGCCCCAGACCCUCUUCUGCCUGGAGCAGGAGCGGGCCCAGCUCAUCCCCAUCAUCGUGCUCCUGCUGCAGAAGGCGUGGCGGGGGGCCCUGGCCCGGCGGCGCUGCCGGUACCUGCGUGCCAUCUACACCAUCAUGGGUUACUACAAGCGGCUCAAGGUGAAGACAUACUUGCUGGAGCUGGUGCACCGCUUCCAGGCGGUGCGCAGCAUGGCCGACUAUGGCAAGAGCGUGGAGUGGCCCGACCCACCGGCGGUGCUGAUGCAGUUCCAGGAGAACAGCAAGCUGCUCUUCCGCAGGUGGCGAGCCAGGCAGAUCGUGAAGAACAUCCCUCCCUCGGACAUGGCGCAGAUCCAGGCCAAGGUGGCGGCCAUGGAAGUGCUGCAGGGCUUGCGCAAAGACUGGGGUUGCCAGAGGAACUGGGGCCGGGAUUACCUGUCGUCGGUGGCUGAAAACCCUGUCAUGGCCGCCCAGUUCGCCAGGAGGGUGCAGGCCCUGAAGGACAAAGUGCACUUUGCCUCGGUGCUGUUCUCCUGCCAUGUCCGCAAGAUCAACCGCUUUAACAAAAGCAGGGACCGGGCCAUUCUCGUCACGGACCAGCACCUCUACAAGCUGGAGCCCAAGAAGGAGUACAAGGUGAUGCGGACCCUGCCUCUGAGCAUGGUGACGGGGAUGAGCGUGACCAGCUGCCAAGACCAGCUGGUGGUGUUUCACACCCAGACCCACGACGACCUGGUCAUCUGCUUCCAUAAGAUGCAGCCGGAAGAGGACAACCGAGUUGGGGAGCUGGUGGGGGUGCUGGUGGACCACUUCAAAACGGAGGUGCCCCAGGAGCCUACCGGAUUUUCACCUUUCGAACUGUUAUAUGGAAGGAGGGUGAGGGGCCCCCUGGACCUAAUGAGAGACGAAUUGGAGGGGAAGGCCACUCCCGAUGGAGAGUCAGUGGUGGAGUAUGUCCUGAUCUUCCAAGAGAGACUGGCUGAACUCAUGGGGCUGGCCAGGGAGAAUCUGGCCAGAGCCCAGAGGAAGCAGGAGGUCUGGUAUGAUCGCACGGUGCGGGCCCGCACCUACACCACCGGGGAUCAGGUGAUGGUUCUCAUCCCUGUGAGAAAGAACAAACUACAGGCCGCCUGGGAGGGCCCUUUCAAGGUUGUCAAGCAGCUAAACGAGGACGAAGCGCGAGCUGCAGGUGCGCGUGUCGGACUGCAUCCAGCUGAGCCUGCGCGGGAGGAAGAGGCUGGUUGCCGUGCAGACGCGCCACGAACUGGCCUUCCCCGACUUCGGCAAGAGCCGGGACGGCUUUGUGCUUUACUGUCCCAGGAGAUGAGUCAGGGCCCCCCGGCGGGUCCUGGCUGGACGGCGGGGGGGAGGGUCUGUUUGGCUCCGAACCCAGACCCGCCUUUCCCCGCCGGGAGGAGCUGGGACGCAGGGCCCUGCUCAGCAUCGGGCCUCCCUUCCUUUGGUUUUUCGCUAGGAUUUUGUAACCUUUUAUUAAGUGAGUUCAUCGCUGUGGACAGAGCCAGCCGGAGCCUGGAGCCCGCCAGCCCCAGAGGGCAGCAGCAUCCCUGGGCCCCCCCACCCUGCCUGCUGCCUACGGGCCCCGCUCCAGACACACCACCAGGGUGACGGCCUGCAGGGCCCAUGUAGCUCAAAACUCACAGCCCAGAUAUGCAUGAACCGCAGUGAUGCUUGUACCAGACACGCAGCUUGGAAUGGGGGACACAGAGGCUCCGGGAGAAGCUUUGCAAGGAGCACCCCAGAGACAUGCCCGAGUCACUGUCCAGGCUGCAGCGGAAGGGCGCACGGGCAGCCCCAAGGUGGGGAGAGACAGUCACCCAGGCCGGCCCCCCCAGGAAAGCCCCUCUCUGCAUCACCCAGGCAGCCCUUGUCUCCCAGUUCAAGCCUGUAGCACUGCUGAGGUGGAAUUGAUCCGUAGCCGCUGCCACCAUGUAGGCCAAUCAGCACCUACAGCCGUGAUGUUUGCAGGGGGUGCUGUCUGGGGGGGAUAGGGCCGAGCCCCCCACAACUGCUAGAGGCUCUGCCCUUGCAUAGCAUGAAGCCAGCGUCCCAGGGCUCCUCUUCUCGGUGGUCCUCUGGGCUGCUGGCUCAGGGAAUGAUACCCUCACCCUCUCUCCUCCAUGGGUUCCCCUGACGCUGUGGCCCCUGGGUUCCCCGCUCACCAACUGCUCCUUCAGCAGCUUCUCUGUCCCCUCUGUUGGCAGCUGCCCCGGCUCUCUCCUCUUCCCCCUCUUUGCUGACUCCCCACCCCCAAUCUUUUGCCACCUGCCUGCUCCCGCCUCCCCGAGGUUUCCCCAGCCAGCCCCUGUGCUGAGCUCGUGGUCUUCCCACCCAACCCUCCUCUCGCGGCUGCCCCAACCGGCCCUUCUCAGAACUCCUUGCCCCCUGGCCUGCUCUCCUCCGGCUCUUCCUAAGUCCUGUCCUUCCUCUCCGAAUCCCUCCAAUCCAUCCUCCCACCUCCCUCGCAACCACUGCUCCCCGGUCACCUCCUAUCUCCACUGCCACAGGCUGCUCCUCUCCCCACAUCCUCCCCACAUCACCCCCACCCUGUCCAUCCAACAUGCAGGAGCCAAGAUCUCCCCGUCCCCCACUCCCACUCAUUCUGCUUCUUUUUACCCUCUCCUUUCACUGCUCCCACGAUCAGCCCCUUCUCCCACCCCUGGCUUCACACCUUCAGCCGCUCUCAGAGCAGCCCUCAGUCCUGCAUUCACCAAGCACCUCCUCCUUCCACUCCCUCUAUGUACAGGGGAUAGGAAGGAAUGUCCCUUCCCUGAGCAGAGGGAGGAUUCUUAUAUCCCAAUCCCCUUCCCAGCGUGCAUUGCUGCCAGGCCUACAAUUCCUAUCAGUUCGGGGAACUACACCUCCCAGAAUUCUCUUGUUCUGGGCUGAGUCCUUAAAGGGCCACCAACACAUCUCAACCUCCACCUUUCCCAUGAGGCUCCUCUGCUGAUCUCCUGACCGUGCGCCCCCCCCUCCCCCAACACACCCCUUCUCGUGUUUGAAGAUUUGCCCCAAGGGUUGUCUUUGGGUAGGAUUGUAAACUCUUCUGAGCACUGACCUUUUUUACAGCCCCAGGCAUGCUUCGGCUGCUCUAGAAAUGAUAAGGCCAGUGCAGAUAACGGGCCCCACAGGCUUCAGGAGCACUUCGCAGCAAGGAAAUGCCAACAACGCUGUACAGUUUGUGAAUAAAAGAGCUGUGUUUUCCUGGG
Caretta caretta (loggerhead turtle) is the source of this 5468-nucleotide messenger RNA. Lineage: Eukaryota; Metazoa; Chordata; Testudines; Cheloniidae. The record is from RefSeq and is a predicted model, not a curated record.